CCUCAUGGUUUCGGGCCAACCGAUGGAGAAUCUAUCUACUCGUAUUUCAGUCAACAAGACAUGGGUCAGUCUAAUCCACAUCAGCCACUCAAUCCGCUCCCGGAAGAAAACCAACCCGGACCCGGGACGGCCGGUUUUGUGGACUCGGGAAUGCAAACAGGUGACGGGAACGGGACCGGACCGGAUGGGAGUCCGGCCGGGGGUGGAAGUCACAGACAUCAUCGUAGACGUCGACGCAAACAACAACAACAGCAGCAGCAGCAGCAACGAACCACAGCUGAGAUGGGCAACAAUGGUUCAGGGUUGAAUGAUCAGGGAGACGGUGCAACAGGCGACGGAUCACAAUUUGGCGAGGCGCAUUCCAAUCCACAGUUGGACGAACAGAGACAACCGUUUGAUCAGGACGUGGCUGCACCUAGACGUCAUCACUCAAUCUCUGCAGGGACCUAUUCGGAUGCCGACCCGAAUUCCACGCAACAGAGUUUUAACAUGUCAAACGACGCGUCCCGGCCAGGCUACAUGCGAUUCGGGUAUUUUCUCGUAUUCCCGCUUCAACUACCACCGCGAACUGGCAAUGUCACUUUCGGUCUUCCGUAUGUGAUGUUAACUCUUGAACUUCUUCGACACUGA
Echinostoma caproni is the source of this 630-nucleotide messenger RNA. Lineage: Eukaryota; Metazoa; Platyhelminthes; Trematoda; Plagiorchiida; Echinostomatidae. The record is from the annotation of a GenBank genome assembly.